AUGGCGAGAUUGAGGUCAGAUUCUGCUAAAACGAAGAGAGAAACUACGAGGAAAACUUUUUCUGCCUCAAGAGUUUGUAAAAAUGGUAAAUCUGGAGCGACAGUGGCGAAGAACUCUGUAUCUUCAAAAGCAAGCUUGCGAUCAGUCAAGCGCGAAACAGAACCGGCUGCCGAUUCUUUACAGAAAUCAACUAAGUGCUGUGACAAAUCGACGGAUGAACCCUCCAGAAACGGUGAGUUUUUCGAAAAUAUUCUGGGCGUCUUACCUUUACAAAAGUGACUUCGUCUUAUUUUCUGUUGAUCAGUAGCUGCGAUUGCAGUGAAGGUGGUUAUGAAUCAGAAAUGCCUUCUUUAGUUACGUAACACACAAGGGGGCUUUGUACCCAAUUCUGGGGCUCUGAAAAGAUUUUCUAUUAGGGGGGUAAUGGCGGAAACUAGUAUCUUAGUUGCCUUUGGAAAACACGUUAGGUUGCCGCGGUAUUAUGAAUUUACUUCUCUUGAAAGGGUUUAUACCACAUACAUCUACCCUCUCUCUACCCCACCCUUUGCUAAAUGUUUGUCCUUGUUAUAGAGCCAUGAAUGGUUAAGGUAAUUUACAAGUAUGAUAUUGGCUGCAGUCACACUAGACAUGUUAACCAGGUUAUUUCUAAUUAAUUAAUCAAUUAGAGUUAAUGUACCUUGUUGUCGUGGCUGUUGUUACCAGACUCCCAUGUUCAGAAGUAAUACACUUCCUUGUGCCAUGUAGAACAACAUUUCCCACACAGACCACAAUGACUGAUACAUUUGGAGAAAAAAUUAAUUCAUGGCACUGAUAAGAAAACACUAACCAGUGUUGAACUACACAGAAAAGUAGUUCAGAAUUAGCCAAACUCAGUUAAAAAAUCUUUUGUUCUCCAUCCAUUUAUAUGGUUGCUGUUUACCCUUUAACUCCCACGAGUCACCAUAACAGAAUUUCUCCUCAACAUAUCAACACCAUGCCAAGAAGACAAGUGAUGAGAAUAAAGAGAAAUAUGAGUUGGGCAAUUGUUAGUUGAUUCAAUACUGAAUUCUCAAAACUAACAUCACAAGAACUGUAUGGCAGACAGUAAGGAGAAUUACUUAUGUGAUCUGGGAUUGAAAGGGUUAAGCCAGUUUCAGUUUGAUAAAGAGUCAAAAAAGCAGCUGCAUCAUGAUUUUUCAGUUACUUGGUCACUCAAGCACCACAAUCAAAUUACUGUAGGAUUUACAAUCAGUACUGCUACUUGGAAACAAGUGUUUCUUUUUAUCAUAAAUAUUGAAAGAAUACAUCACUGUGCUUGAAAGACCUUGAUGUUCAUUCAAAAGUGCUCUACGAAAGUUACACAUGGCAGGAUUCAUGAUUUCCCCAAGCCAUCUCUGAUUUCUUGGAUAGAACCAAACUCAGGGACAAUUGAUUCAACCACAAUAGAGGACAAUCUGAUAUCUACACAAAAUCAACAUCAUGCUGAAGGACAGUACCUUGGAAGUUUGUGUGGUAUGCAUCUGAAGGAAGAGGGAUUACCAUGUCUGUGAGGGUAUAGAAAGGAGACUAAAUGAAAGAAAGAGAAACCAGAAAAUAAGAGCAUGGUCAUCAACUUCUGCAUUUUAUUUGGUUUUCCCCAUGAUGUCAACUAGGUUCACCUACUCUAUAACCCAUGUCAGUGUGGUAAUUCAACAAAUGUAACCCCUUUGUUUCAUCUUAACCAAAUCUUUCACCAAGUUUGUUUUUAGGAAAUUUGAACCAGGUGUCUUAAAAAAAGACCCAGUUAACUACCCUGGUGUGGCUGCAGCCAUUAAUUCAUAUUCUUACCAAGGGUAUAAAUAUUUGUUAUUUUAAAAUUUAGGGCCCUCUCACAGAGGCAAGAGGAGAAAGUUCUCAUCCCAGGAGCUUAGUGAAUCUCCCUCAAAAAAACCUAAAGUGAAUUUAUCCGAAGACCAAAUGCCAGAGAAUGUGAAAAAUGUAGAUGGCAAGAAAAGAUUUUCCAAGGCAGAGAAACGUAAAUCAUCUGCGUGUUUGAAACAAGCCUCUAAUAAGAAUGGUGUGAAACCAAAGGCCACCUCCCUUGAGUUGAAACAGGUGCAUGUACCUAUUGCAAAGAUAAAAGGGAAGCUGAAAAAAGAAAGUCCAGUGAAACAUAAACAUUCACCUGUACCUACUCCUGGAAAUGAACAGAGUUCACCUAGAAAACAUCAUGCAGCUGCAAGCAAAAGGUUGAAACUAGAUUUGACAGGAAAUGUCAAAGAAGAGAAUGAUGUUGAGGAAAAUAAAGCAAAAGAAUCUAUGGAAGACGAUUCUAGUGAUGAUGAGGAGAUAGAGUGGGAAGAUGUUGAUGGUAGGUAUACAAUAUGUGUUUUGGCAUGAGAACCAUUGAGACCAACAUUAACCCUUGGGCCACUUACAGUGACCAGCAUAUAAUUUCUCCUUACCACAUCACCCCUGAAUCAUACAUUUACGUCAUGAGAAUAGAGAAAAUAAUUACCAAUUCAAAAAGAUCUUGAUUAUUCAACAAAGUCUCCUCAUCAGAAUGCUAGGAAAUGCAUAGAAAACAGUAUGGAGAAUAUGCAUACUGAUGUGAGGGUGUAAAGGGUUAAGAAAAAGGAAAGGAUCCCUAUAAUUUUAGAUGCAACAAUAUCGUUCUAUAAAGAUUUAAAUGCAGUUUCCUACUCCAUGGGAGGGGUGACUGAAGCCCCCUUGAAGGAGGGGGAGGAGGAUAAAGUCUCAAAAACUGAAAUUUGUAGAGGAAUACCUGGAGCAAAACUUACCAACACUGGACAUUUAUCCCAGUUCAAUGUAAUUGUAAUUGUUUAAAAAGAACAUAUAGUCUUAAAGUUUGAAUAAAUGUACCAAUAAUUCUCUGUUUUGAUUUGCUUUGUUUUGGUAGAGGCUGAUGUUGUGGAUCAUGGACCUGAACAUGAGGAAGCUUCAACCUCACAGGAGGAUCAGCCACCCAGCAAAAGCAGUGUUGAGAUCAGUAUUACAGUACCGGGAACAAAAAAGAAAAAAAAAGGAUGGUAAUCUCAUAUCUUAGUACAAAUUGAUUACAACUAAUCAUGCAGUCAGUCAGUCAAUUAAUCAAUCAUUCAGUCAGUCUGUCAAUCAGUGAAUCAGUUGGUCUGUCAAUCAGUCAAUCAGCCAUCAGUCAGUCAGUCAAUCAGUAAGUCUGUCAAUCAGUUAAUCAGUCAGUGAGUCAGUUAGGCAAUCAGGUAUUAACUCAGUAAGUCAGUUACUCAGUUAGUCAGUCACUCAAUCAGUCAGUGAGUCAGUUAGUCAGUUAGUCAGUCAGUCAGUCAUUCUGUCAGUAGGUCAGUCAGUCAGUGAGUCAGUAAGUCAGUGAGUCAGUAAUCAGACAGUUAGUUAGUAAGCCAAGCAGCCAAUCUGUGUGUUCUUCAAAUUUGGCUGGAAAAAAGGAAUUGUCUUCCCUCACUUUUAAAUAUGUUUUUAGUUAGUGAUAAAACUCUACUUUUUUUUUUGUCCUUUUACUGUUUUACAGGAGUCAUGAAGAUGUUGUCAAAUACAUUAAAAGAGCAAUUAACAGAUUUAGGAAAGAUGUUUACACCAGCGCCCACAAGGUAUUGGACCGUUGUUCCAUAAUAUAACAUUGUGCAUGGCUUGUCUUCAAUACAGUGUAUAUAUACAUUAUUGACCAAGCAUGAGGCCAUCAUGGCUGGAUAUUGGCCAAUUUCUUUCCAUGGGUGCUGCCAACUAUAUGAAAUGUGAUGUUUGUAGUAUUAAACCAUUUAAUUUCUCUUUUACAAUGUAUAUUUUCCUCAGGUUCACAUUUUGACUCUUAUUGCACGUGGAUUCUUUAGAAACAACAUUUGUAAUGGGUCCCUGCUACAGGUAAAAAAAAAUUUAAUUACAACCCCUGGGACCCAGUUGUUCAAAUGCCAAUGAGCAGUAACCCAGGGUUAAAUUUUGAUCCUGCUUUUUUUGUUCCUUUGUUCUAAAGCAUUUUUUCUUUUUUCUUUUUUUCUUUUUUCUUUUUAGAGCAUCCAAUCAUCAAAUUGUAGCAAAAAAGAGUUACACUGAAUUUUCAUUUUAAGGUUUCAUCUCUGAAAUCAGAUUUCACACUAACCAGGGUCAUCUAAACCCAGCUUUGAACAACCCAGCCCUGUUGGACAAUUUCUGACCUUAAAAAAAGGCUUUUGUUUGUUUUAAAGGACAAUGCAUAAACCAGACAGAAAAUCUUGAUAAUUAUUGACAUUUUUUUUCUGUUUUGAAGGUUUGAAUGAUCUAAAGUCUAAAGAAGUUACCAAAUACCUGCUGAUGAUUUCAACUUUUCAUCCUCCAGGCUAUUCUGCUAUCCCACGUUCCAGGGGACUUUGUUUCUGUGAACAAGAGGAAAUGGGACGUGGUACAACUUACAAACUUCUUGAAAUGGUUAGACUUCUUUUUUUCUUUUUUCUUUUUUUUUUAAGAAAAAGAGACAUCAUGAGGAUAAAGUAAUGUACAUGUAAAACUCAGCCUUCUAUCACUCAAAAUGUUAGACAAAGGGCUAUCACUCAAAAUGUUAGCCUUUAAACUCUUUACAGUGGUAAAUUACAUUUUCAACACUAAAUUACUUGUUAUACUCUCCCACCAAUGCAGCACCAGUUUUUUUAGAAACUUAUCCUCUCUAUCCUUAAAAUUGUAUGUUUAUUGAUAAAAAUUGCAUAUGCAGUUGCAUGUUUGGAUUACCCCAUAGCUUCUGAUGUCUUAAAAUUCAGGUUUCAAAGUGAGUUCUCCAGCACUGAUGAUUUAAGAACUGGAGACAAAGAGGUAACAAUUUAAAACUACAUUAAAUCAGUAUCUAAUCAUACAUGGAAUAUGCCUACCAUGCUUAUUAAUCACAUUUAUGUACAAUUUUAUGUGUGUGUGUAUUUGCUAUCACCACAUAAUCAGUAUCCCUCACUCCUAGUUUCUGUUGUCUAUCACACCUCACCCAAUUGCCUGGCCACACCCAAUUCCCCUCUCACUUGCACAACAUUUCCAUCCCUUGUCCCUAUCCUCCCUGUUCCAAACCUCCAUUCCCACUCCUGUUUCCACACCCUGCCCCAAAUCCCUGUUCCCCUUUCCGAUGUCCCAGUAUUUUCCCUUGUUUCCAUUUCUUGUAAUCAUCCCCCAAUCCCUGUUCCUUUUCCAUGUGCUCAUCUCCUGUCAUCUCUCACUGUAUCUCCAUCCACUUUAGCUGCCUUUACACCAUCCCAAACCCCCCUCUUACCUUUCAUUCCUCCAGUUCCCAUAUCCUGUUCCCACAGCUUGUCCCAUGUUAUUAUUUCCUAUCCCAUUCCUCAGUUCCAGUCCCAUCCCCAUCUCUGUUCAUUGCUCUUACUUCCUGUUCUUAUCCCCUGCUCAUACCUUAUUUUCCCACCAUUUCACUUUCUCUCCUGUUUUCUGGAGAUAAUUCAACUAACUCCUUUUCUAUUGUUCUUUUAGACAGACAAACAGAUUGCCAGAUUUCAAAACUUAUCUGAGGUUUGUAGUUAUGAAGAAAGCUUAACUUAAUUAACCCUGAACAGUUGUGAGUAUAAAUUAAUUAAAUGCGAUCUGUUAAAUUGACAAUAUAAUCAAUAAACCUUCCCUUGAUCAAUUUUUUCCUUGUAAUCUGUCAAGAAUGUGAUUUGUCAAAAACAGAAGUAAAUGGAACUUGGGAGUUGCUGUGUAUCAUAAUAAAAUUAUUCUUGGGUAGCUUAUCACAGAGUCAUCAGGACUGAAUUUAAUGGGGUUUCUUGUGUGUAUCUGGUUGAUGUAUUACUCAGCUUGUAUAUGACUUCUCCAAAGUGGAAUGUAUACCCACUAAAAGCUCAAUUGUCUUUACAUGUUCUCACAAUAAAUUUUCAGGUAUUUGUGACAAUCUUCAGAGCACUUGGAUUUCUGACAAGGCUUGUGUAUUCCCUUCAGGUAAGAUUUUCCAAACAUUUUUCAUAUAAACAGAUCUCCAAUUUUGCCUAACCAGAGGAACUAGAGGGGGAAGUUAUGCAUCUUCCAGACCACAUACUUAUGAAAUGUUGACAUCCUAAGAAGACUGAUAAACAAUGUAUAUUUGUCUUUACUUUGUUUAUGUCAGCCCAUGUCAGCUAAAGGUGACGUAGAUGGUAAAACAAGCUCUAAAGUAAGUACUGAAUUGUGUUCAUGAACAAAUUGAUAAUCUUUUAUCAAUAAAUGGCAAAGAAAAAUUUGAUUGAUUACAGAGCUAAUUAACAACUCUUUUUAAUGAUUAUGAUAUUGUUAUUUGUGCAGACUGUGAAGAAGAAUACUCCCAAGGGGAAAAAAGUAUCUCCUCAAAAUUCAAAAAAAUUAUCAUUGCCACAUGUGCAGGAGGAAGCUGCUACAAAGUCAAAGAAUUUCAAAUCAGAAAAUGAAGCCAAGACAACUCCAUCUAAAUCUGUGACACUCGUUUCCGAAAAUACAGGUGAUAUUGACAGUAAGAAAUUAAAAAAGGAGAAGGUAACUAAAACUGGUACAAAGGAAGGAGGUAAAUUGAUUAGCGGUGUUCAAAGAACUCCUAAGACUUCCGAUAAGAAUAGCAAAGUCAGUAUGACUAGGAAAAAGAACAAGGAUAACAUUGGUGAUGACCCUGCUAAAAAACCUGUGAAGAAGAGACCUUUACGCAAGAGAGCCAAGGUAGAUUACUCACUCAGUGACCAUGAGAAGGAAAUUGAUGAUGACAAAGAAUGGAGUGAACCAUCUAGUGAAAGUGAAGAGGAGGAAGACACAAACUGCUCGGAAAAAUUCCCAAAGAAGAAAAACAAGUCUCCUCUGGCCAGGACAAAAGUGUCCUCUGCAGAUAGUUGUAAUGGUACACCAACUGAGAACAUUAGCAUGUCAUUUAUUAAUCUUUUGGAUGAUGAUAGUGAUUUUGAAGUUUCAAGCAAACCAUUGGUUAAAAGAAAACUGGCUGCUGAUUCAUCAAACAAAAAGAAGCCUGUGAAGAUUAUCAGCUCUGAUGAUUCUGAUGAAAGUAUCAAGUGUUUGGGAGUUUUUGCUGAUGAAACAGGUUUGUAUCACCAGUAGGAAUGUGUGCACUUGUUUGGUUAGCCAUUACUGUGGAAUGGAGAACAAGAUGCCUUUUCAUAGCAUGCAAAAUUAUCUCCCUUUUCUUGAGGAAAAGGAAAUCCCCAUAGGCUUCCAAAAAAGGCUUUUCCAUCCUCUUUUUUAUAAUAGUGCUAUAUUGUAACAAAGAGGUGUUUUUACUUAGGCAGUAUGUUUUAUUUAACAGGUAUCAACUGGUGGACUGAGGUGUUUUUGCCUUCCGACAAGAAAUGGAUUUGUAAGUGUAAUGCUUGAGCAGCUAUAUUCUAUCUUAAUUCUCUGAGGUAAUAAUAUUUCUAUUAUCAUAAUGGGGACAUGACAAAGCAUUGCUAAGUUUCUUUCCUUUUUUUGCCAGGUGUUCAUCUUGAAUCUUCUAGUGUCAAUCAUCCUGAACUGUGUGAACAACAAGCAACCCAACCUAUGGUAUAUGUUGUGUCAUUUGAUAAUGGUUAGUUUGACAAAAUCGAUUUUCCACUUGAUACUUCUGUCCUUUUACCUCAUUCAACUUCUCUCUACUUAGUACCUUACAAAGUGUUGGUAAAAGUACAUUUACGGUUGAAGUGUUUUUAUAUCUUUCCUUUAAGAUAAUGCUGUCAAAGACGUCACCAAUAGGUAUGCCUCUUCCUUCAUGUCUAAGACCAGGAAGCUUCGCAUUGAUUCUGAUUGGUGGGAAGAUACACUUCUUCCAUACAAGUCAAAAAAUAAGGUAAAAUGCUCUAUUAUUCAAUGUUGUAUUAACACCACUAUUUUAAAAUACAGUUCUGUAUAUUUUAACCUUAUGUUAUUGGAAUAGUUUAAACUGUUAGAGAUGGUUUUGUAUCAUCGAACAUCAUUUUACUUGAAAAGGAUAAAGUGAAUCUCUAGACUAUUAAUUAAAACUGCUUUUCUCUUUUUGGCUAGAAAAUGGAUAAAAUGGAAAAUUCUCUUCUUGAGGGUAUGUAUUAAGCUCCACACCAGAACCAGAGGAGUUGUAUUUGACGUUAAAUCCAGUUGAAUUGAUCGAACAAUUGCAGCACAACUCGAGCUUUGCCUUUUUAAACGUUCACAGUUUUACCUUUUUUCCCACUAGAUCAACUUCUUGACAAACCUCUGCCCACCAGCAUAACGGAGUACAAAAACCAUCCUCUGUGAGUUUAUAUUGUAUUUCUUUCCCUCUUUACACCUAUAGGAUAAGUGAGUCAGUUAAAUGUAAUUGUUUGCGUUAACUUGCAGUUACGUGUUGAAGAGACAUCUCCUUAAAUUUGAAGGUUAGUUAAAGUAUACAACCUUACUGGUAGACUUAGGGUAUCCACCUGUCACUGACACUUGUUCUUGACAUCAUGUGGCGCCAUCUAUUAGCGGUAGCAAAAUUCUUGCAAGUCACUGUUUCCUGUGACCUCUCAUAAGUCUUUGAUCGACGUAUUCCUUUUUUCUCAGUCCUAAAGGCAUUUAUCCACAAACGUUGUGCAAUGAAAGUCACCAUAAAAUUGUAAAAGCAAAAAAUUGAUGCUUUGAUUUAACUAACAGUUGUCAUGAUGAUUAGGACUUUGAUUUCUCAGGCUUGUACCCAGAAACUGCAGCCAUUUUGGGUUAUUGCCGCGGUGAAGCAGUCUACUCAAGACAAUGUGUUCAUUUGGUGAGUAAACUCUUCCACUCGCUUUGAGAAUUUGGUGUCAGAUCAAGCAAUAUCCCCUAGUUGGUAUUUUUUUACCUCCUCAACUCGUUUCUGCUUGAAAAUGUGUUAAUACUAUUAGUUCUUUUGUUGAUCUUGCAAUCGCUGGACUAUCGCUUGAGAAAUUUUUAAUUGAAAUGUCGAAAGUAUAAAUCGGGGAUUGCUAUGGUUUUUCUUCUGACACGAUGUGUGAUUGGUUUAGAAAACUCGCGCCACUUUCUCGGCAAAUCAGAUUUCGAGCCAACACCACUCGCGACUUGGUCACCCGCGUUUUCCCGCGCUUCAGGCUUCAGGUUCUUUAAGUUCUCAUUGGAUCCUGGUGACAUUUUCCUUCUCGUGAUUGGCUGUUGUGAUUGCUUGGGUUUUGGAUUCGGACUCUCGAUUGAAAGAAACUUUAUCGUGUAUUUUUCUUUCGACUUUUUUUCUAGCUCCACACAAGAGAGAAGUGGUUGAAUGAGGCUUUGGUUGUGAAGGCAAGAGAUGCGUUUCUUUACCAGUUUAUAGGAAUGGACAUUUUUUUCCAAAAUAAACUGUUGAUGUUUUUUUAUUUUUCUUCUGUAAACUUAUUUUGUAUUACUCUUAUUUUAGCAAGGCGAGAAACCUUACAAGGUUGUAAAAGGACGGCCUAAAAGGGUGAGAACUAUUUUUAUGUCUUUGAAGGUCGAGAUUUCUAAAUGUAUACGGAGUUUGAAAGUUUUUUAUUGAUUUUUUGUUUGUUUACUCAGAAUCAACCAAUCCAUGAGCGAGAUUCAGUCACAAUUGACUUGUUUGGCAGAUGGCAAACAGAGAAAUAUAAACCUCCGCCAGCGAAAGAUGUAAGGAGCUUGAAAAACAAGUGUUUGUGGCAUUUAGAGAAGGAAAUAUGUGCAUUUAAAAUGAAAUAUUUGUGUGAAUCUUUUUGGCUUUCAGGGAAAAGUACCAAGGAAUGAAUAUGGUAACGUAGAGUUAUUCCAACCUUGUAUGCUGCCACCAGGAACGAGGCACAUUCAAAGUGAGUUUCUUAUAUUAUGUGAUAAGUGUCAGCUCUAUUGCACUUUAGAAGACGCCGCCCUUAUUUUUCUGCGCCGGUAGAAGGUUGGAGGUUUAUCGGAUUUUUAGUAACAGGGUGGGAGUUGGGGUUGAUGAAUAAGAUACAGUUGUGUGGGAUGUUACUUUUCUGUUCGAAUGACACAUAUUUCACGGCAGGUUCCCCCCACCCCCCCCCCUCCCCUCCCUGGUAAUUUCCUGAAACACGGACUUUUUACUCGUGAGUAAGGGAAGGGAUGGGGCAUCUGUGUGAAGGAGGAAAGAGGGAGGAAUGGGGAAGGAAGGCAAAGAAGGCGAAGGGGGUGAGGAGGCUGGGGGCUAAGGGGGGGGGGGUUAAGGAAGGGGAAUAAAAGACAAGGGGGAGAAGGGAGGAGAAAUGAGGGCGGACACCGUGAAAUCAGAAUUUCCUUGAAUAUUAGGUCAUCGCUUCUUCAACGAUGUGAGACGGACAGUAGUUCUUAUCAUCGCUCUUUUGUUUAAUAGUUAACGGCAUCCAACGGGUGGCUAAGAAACUCGGCAUUGAUUGCGCUCAGGCUGUGAUUGGAUUUGAUUUUCAUUGUGGUUUUAGCCAUCCUGUGUAAGUAGAUAUUUUAAAAAUGUUUUCCUCUACCGGUAAGAAGCUGUUCACCAUUUUGUAGCCGCGACAGUUAGAGAUAUCUGAAUUUUAUUCUCGAAUUUUAAUUUAUUAAUGUUCUCGUUUGUGAAAUUUUGGGUAGAAAUAACUUACAUUAAUUUACGUUCAUUAAAACAAUGAGCGCCGUGUUGUGUUCAUGACAAUAAUUGGAGCUCUCUCUGAGGGUCUUUCCUUAAUAGGACGCAGUAGAAUAGCCAGCUUUUCUUGAAGUGGAAGUAAAUGGCUUGGGGACAAUAACCGUUCUGGGCAGUGCAAAGUUUUUUUUUAUUAUUAUUUGAAAGCUUGCAUAAAUUGUAAAUUUUCUCGUCAACCUUUUUUUCUCAGUAUUGAUGGUGUUGUGGUGUGUGAGGAAUAUGAACAGGUGUUAUUGGAUGCGUGGCAUGAAGAAGAGGAACAAGCAGAGAGGAAAAGAGCAGAGGUCUGUUUAUCAAUUCUCCCCACCUUAUGCCAUAUAUUUUCUUUUAAAUUAUUUGUGAGAAUUUGAUGUUUUAUCGAGAUAAACCAUGAUGAGGUUGAUAAAAUUUCUAAUCAGCUGUUCGCUGGACAUUGAAUCGAUUGUACGAGAAGGAGUUGACUGUGUGUUUGCUCUUCAUAUCUUGAUUUCCGCAGAAGCGCGAAAAACGUAUGCUGGCGAACUGGAAGCUUUUGACGAGGUCACUGUUAAUCCGUGAAAGACUGAAGAAAAGAUACAACACAGAGGUAGAGCCACAUUUACUUGUCAAUCUCAAUCCUGUCUUAUUUCGUGCCAGCUUUUCCGCGAUCAGGAAACGAGAGCGAAAAGGCAGACGGACUAAAAUCGAAAUAGAGAAGCCCUCUUUCCGUCGUCAUCGGUUUCAUCCCUCCUACGUUUUUUUCCCGCUCGCUCCGCCUUUUUGUUCGUCCCAUCGAACUGAGUACAUGGAAUAGGUUAGUUUGAAGCAGACAUGGUUUCUCUUGUACCUGGAUAUUUUUCUUGUUGUCACUUAAAUAAUUGAAUCGAAACAACCCAGUAACAUUAAAUUAUUGAAAUCGCGAGAAAGAGCGACAUACAUAUUCGAAAAUGUACGCGGAGUCUUGAAAAUAAUAGCUGUUGAGGUACAAUUUUUGCAUUCACUCUCUCUAAAGUCUUCGCAACUGCUAGAUUUGUUAGUGUCAUGCUGCUACGUAGGUCGAGCUUAUGUACUUCUUUCUUGCGCUCUGCAUUUUCGGACCCUUGCACAUGUAUGAUUCCUGAUCCAACCUCCAUGUGUUGAGAAGUCAACUCUGGUACUAAUAAUCGCUCUUCAUGUGGCCGUCUUUGCAGGAGACAAGCACAGUUGAGACACCAAGCCAAGAGGACGAGGCUGCCACCGACACCUUAGUUUCAUGGCCUCAAAACAGACAAGGUAACGCUCUGUUGAUAACUAAGCCAUUUUAUAGAGAUAUGGCCAAAGUGUGUUUGGCACGGUGAUUUUUUUAACAAUGUGCAAUGAAAAUUGGCACAGAAUUCGUUUUGGUAGGGGAAUUUCAGUACAGACGAAAUUUUUCGACUCUAGUUAGCGUCACUUUCGUAGUAAUAAACUUGUUUAGUUUUACAGUAAAGCGACAAUUGUUUGUUUAGUCUGAUCCUCCCGAUGAACGUAGUCUUGAGAAGGAUUGUUGUUAGUAAUAGCGACUGACGUUUCGACAACCUAAGCGGAAGACAUCAUCCGAGUCGAAUUGUUUUAGUUCGGUUCAUGUCAGUUGAUCGGUCUGUUGUGCAGAGAUGUGAUUGGCUGCGAGACUCGAGUAGAGUUCGUCGGUCAUGAUUGGUCAGUUUUGAUCUGUUAGUCUUGUUGGUCGUUCUGCUCUGUUUGUCUGUAGAGUAAAUUUCGCGAAUAAGUUGACGGACUUCCAAUCCAACGGAAACAAAUAACAUCACGCUUUCUUUACCACAAAGGUUGUCGAAACGUCAGUUUCUAGCACCGAAAGUAAAAGUUCUCAAGACUACUCAUCCGGACGAUCAGAUUACACGAUCAAAUAGUACAGUAUUAACCUUUUUCUUCAUGUUGUCUUUGAAGCGGGCAAAACGAGUGUUGCUGGUGAGGGACAUUGCCAUGUAUUUCCUGAGAGUGGACACUCACAGGAUCCUGUUACCGGAGAAUGGAGUAAAUCAUGUUCGUGUGGAUUAACUCUUCCGUUCGAAAAAAUGUAGACAGAAAAAAAAAAAAAACUCCGUCAAACAAAAUUCAAAUUGUAAGUUAAUAUUAACAGUGUAAAUCCAAACGUUUCUUUCUACACCUUGUAAAACUACUAUUUAGUUCCUGAAGUUUGACUAAAGAAAACAUGCCCAUGGAAAAGAAAAAUUGCGCACUUGAGUUUUGAGCACCGUUGGUGCUGCAGUAGCAUAUAUUAUGACCUUGAGUAAACGCAAAGAAGGUUGUUGUUAGUCUCUGACUGUGGGUGAAAUAAUCUUCAGAAACAAUUGACCAUCGCCUAGCCAACAAUUUGGAAUAACUUUUUGAACGAGUGACGUAAACCCAAAACCAGAAUACUGUUUGAGCGCUUUUUACUCGUGCCGUAAAACCGCCCGUCAUAGCGAAGGGAAAUUCCCUGAUAACUUAAGGUAAAAAGAAGCAAACGAAUUAAUAAAAGCAAAACCAAAGCAAUAUCUGAUCAUUUUCGACACUCAUGGAAAAUUGCUCUCUGUCCGAUCAAUACGAAGGUAAACAUCACUAGGCACCAGUCAGAACUUAAACAAAGGCUUGGGAAACGCGGCUGUCAAAGCAUGAUUGAUUAACGGAUUCUCAUCUCGUUAGUCGAGAACGUGUCGCAAAAUUCCAAGGCUAAUCGCACGGCACAAAUACGUACAAUAGUCAAUUGAAAAUUGGUCUAUGAACAACAGGAAAAUGAGGAACUAAAAUUGUGGUUCUCUACUAUUUCAUGGAAUAUUUGUUACAUCUAUGUCCAAAUCAACAUUGGUUUAACAUACUUUAAUUAGUUUAUACCACACAGGUUGACAGUACUUUUUUGCACACGCAGAAUGGCCGGUUUGGAAGUGAUUAGCAAAUACUAUCCACCUCCAAGCUGCCAAAGAGGAAAAAUUGAACAUCAACAGUUUGGUUUCUGUGUGUUUUAUACUAAAAACUAAUUAUUAUUCACCUCGGUGUUGGUGAAUAAGGUGUAUAUUUACCUCCACUUUAGUGAAUAAUUAUUUUUUAUACUUUAUUUUAACUGACAUGUAUCAAUUUUUCCAGUUGCAUUAUUAUUUGACUUCUUUUUGGAUUGCAAUCAUUGCAAUCACGAGGGUGGCAUUAAGGGAUGUAACAAUUGGUCAUUAAAUGACAAAAUGCAGAUGUAUUGCAACA
This is a messenger RNA of Pocillopora meandrina, 13624 nucleotides long. Lineage: Eukaryota; Metazoa; Cnidaria; Anthozoa; Scleractinia; Pocilloporidae. The record is from the annotation of a GenBank genome assembly.